GUCAGAUUCCCGCCAUGAAGGUCAAAGUACUCAAGCAAGAGCAAAGCCUAACAUCGACUGCUGUCGACGAGCAGAAAGAUGGCUCCCAGGUGGCGCAGUUCUAUCAAGAUCGAGUUGUGUUCAUCACCGGUGGGACGGGAUUCAUUGGAAAGGUCUUGCUGGAGAAACUGCUGCGAUCUUGUCCUGGCCUGAAGCGGGUCUACUUGCUCGUGCGCAGCAAGCGCGGGGAGAAGCCACAGGCGAGACUGGAGAAGAUGCUCAGCUCUCAGAUGUUCGAGCGCCUCAGGCAAGAGCAGCCGGAUGCUUUUGCAAAAGUGACAGCGCUGGCAGGAGACCUGAGAGAGCCAAAUUUGGGACUAAGUGCAUUUGACCAAGCCGCCUUGGUGGAUAGUGUCUCCGUCGUCUUUCACUCGGGCGCCACUGUCAGAUUUGAUGAACCUUUGAGAGAAGCGGUUGAGCUCAACGUUUUGGGUACGAGGCGAGUUCUGGAUCUCUGCAAAAACAUGCCAAAUAUUUGUGUUUUUGUCCAUGUAUCAACGGCAUAUUGCAACUGUGAUAAGCGAGACGUAUGUGAGGUGAUAUACCCAUCGCCUGUAAGCGCCGAAGAGCUUAUCGCAGCUACUCAGUCCGCAAACAAAGAUGCGACAGGCCCUAAGGAAGACUGCUUGUUUGGGCUGCCGAAUGCGUACACACUGACCAAGAGAGUAACCGAAUCACUGCUGCUCGAAGAGCGGGGAGACAUUCCGGUCGCCAUUGUGCGGCCUUCCAUCGUCACUGCUGCGAUAAGAGAGCCACUUCCGGGCUGGGUAGACAAUUAUAACGGCUCCACUGGAAUGCUUGUUGUGGUAGGGCUGGGGAUACUGCAAUCAGUUUUGGCGGAAAAGAAUUAUGUACUGGAUGGCGUUCCGGUGGAUAUUGUGGCCAAUAUGCUAAUAUGCGCUGCCUGGCACACUGCCGAGACAAGACCUGAACACAUCGAGGUGUACCACUGCGCGAGUGGCGCCGUGAUGCCGCAGACCUGGAUGUGUGUGGCCGACCUGAUGCAGCGAGCUUUUUUGCAAUACCCAUUGCCAAAUGCGAUUCGUUUCCCCAACUUCCACAUGACGAACAGCCAGCUGUGGCACGGCAUCAACCUGUGGUGUCUCCACUAUGUGCCAGCGUGCAUCGCAGACCUGGCCUUGCAACUCUGCGGACAGAAACCGAGGCUCUUACACCUCUACCAGAAGAUUUGCAAAGGAAUGAAUUGCCUUCAGCACUUCAUGACUCACGAAUGGCUGUUCCGGCCCGACAAUGGCUUGCGACUUCACCAAGAACUCUCUCCCACGGAUGCUCAGGCGAGUAUAAUAUACAAACCAGCGCCAUGA
Molecule: messenger RNA, 1364 nt
Organism: Dermacentor andersoni
Lineage: Eukaryota; Metazoa; Arthropoda; Arachnida; Ixodida; Ixodidae
Source: RefSeq, a predicted model, not a curated record